AUGUCAACUUCGUCACGACGGCGGAGAUCGCCUUUAGAACGCUCUUCGUCGCGAUCGUCUUCUUCCGCAUCCUUGUCUUCUUCGUCUUAUGCGUCGCCACCACCCCCCUCAACCUCAACCUCAACAUCAUCAUCACCACCAUCGCGAGCACGCACAACGACCGUGUCCACCUCUCACGUCUUCCUCUUUCUCGUCGCCUUCCGUCUGCUCAACGCCUUGUCCCUUCGCACCUUCUUCCAACCCGAUGAAUUCUUUCAAUCGCUUGAACCGGCGUGGCAGACUGCGUUCGGCGAAACCCACGGGGCUUGGAUAACAUGGGUCAUGGCGCAAGCCGUUCUCUCUGCCAUUGGAGAUCUGUAUACGUGGAAAUUAGCCCGUUACGUGUACGGACGUCGCAGUCAUGAAGCCUGGGCUGCUCUUGCCUUGACCGUCCUCAGCCCCUGGCAAUGGUUCUGUUCGACACGGACUUUAUCCAAUUGCCUCGAGACCACAAUUACGAUUGUCGCGCUCAAUCUAUGGACAUGGGAAUGGUCGUCCGAAUCCACACCACCAGCUCAACCGAGGAGGAACACGCGCUCCACUGCGAGGGAUACGGGGGCAAUCGACACCAGCGAUGAAGCUUCUAUUGUCAGGCUGCGCAAGUGUCUUACUCUUGCUGCAUUUGCGUGUAUCUUGCGACCGACAAACAUCCUGAUAUGGAUGGGCUUAGCUAGCGUCGCAUGGUUUCGGAGCGCUUGGCGCGAGCGGACCAUCCUCUGUCGCGAGGUUUUGCUUUGUGGCGUCACGGUUCUCACCGGAUCAGUCGUUCUGGAUCGCCUUUACUACGGACUUUGGACGUUUCCGCCACUCAGAUUCCUGUACUUCAACAUAUCCCAAUCUCUGGCGGUUUACUAUGGGAGAAAUGACUGGCACUAUUAUGCAACCCAAGGCUAUCCUCUUCUGCUUACGACCGCACUACCCUUUACCUUUGUCGGCCUCUAUCGUACACUGACCCAGUCCCGGUCAACCACAGCAAACACUCGGCACGGGUCGGUGCAAACGCAACUAGCAGCGAUUUGUCUAUUCAUGCCGCUGGUGCUCUCGCUCAUUUCCCACAAGGAAGUGCGGUUCAUCUACCCAUUGCUGCCCUCGCUGCAUGUCUUGACGGCCCCGCCGCUGGUGGACUUCUUUCUCCCGGCUGUCUCUCAUUCUAACGAAGCAUACAUGCCCAGACGACUGUCUCUCGUUUUCUUGUUGCUGGUCAACGUCACUAUUGCGAUCUACACAUCUGUAUACCAUGCCUCUGGGGCCAUCAACGUCCUCUCGUACCUCCGCGACCAGCAGCAAGCCCACACCACUGUUGACAACUCUCCAUACUCGCCUGGUGCAUCGCAGCGGAUCACAGCCGGGUUCCUCAUGCCCUGCCACAGCACCCCAUGGCGCUCCCACCUGGUCGAUCCGAACAUUCAUGCCUGGGCGCUUUCCUGCGAACCACCUGUGGACUUGAAUGAGGCUCAGAAGGCCGUAUACGUCGACGAAGCCGAUCAAUUCUACAAUGACCCCAGCCAAUUCCUGCGCAACAACAUGGUUGGCGGACUGCGCCAUCUACCUCGAAAGCCCAGCUACCUGGCUUCCUCCAAACCUCGAGAAACCAACCCGCAAGCCUACCAGCAAGCCACCCCACACGAAUGGCCCGACUAUCUUAUCUUUUUCGCCCCGUUGGAACCCACCCUCCACAGCCUUCUCCGUAGCAGCUCCUACGGCGAGUGUUGGCGCACCUGGAACACCGCCUGGCACGACGACUCUCGUCGCCGAGGCGACAUCAUCGUCUGGUGCCUCGACCCAACUGAACAAGCCGCCUGGCGAUCAGCGACGCGGAAGCGUACCUUUGAGCGUCGCGACCGCCAAUUCGAUCGGAUCACGGACCUGGCUUGGAAUCCAGUUACCGGUGUGGAAGAAGUCCUCAUGGAACCUUCCCUCAUGGACCUGGCCGAAAUCUUCCAAGAAAAAGACCAGAGCCGUUGA
Molecule: messenger RNA, 2004 nt
Organism: Aspergillus pseudonomiae
Lineage: Eukaryota; Fungi; Ascomycota; Eurotiomycetes; Eurotiales; Aspergillaceae
Gene: gpi10
Product: putative glycosylphosphatidylinositol-alpha 1,2 mannosyltransferase
Exons: 7
Coding region: 1-2004 (667 amino acids)
Biological process (GO): GPI anchor biosynthetic process
Cellular component (GO): endoplasmic reticulum membrane
Molecular function (GO): alpha-1,2-mannosyltransferase activity
Source: RefSeq, a predicted model, not a curated record